Molecule: messenger RNA, 2409 nt
Organism: Colletotrichum costaricense
Lineage: Eukaryota; Fungi; Ascomycota; Sordariomycetes; Glomerellales; Glomerellaceae
Product: Pex13 protein
Exons: 7
Coding region: 1-2409 (802 amino acids)
Biological process (GO): protein import into peroxisome matrix, docking
Cellular component (GO): peroxisomal membrane; peroxisomal importomer complex; peroxisome
Molecular function (GO): protein binding
Source: RefSeq, a predicted model, not a curated record
AUGACCAAGAAGAUCAUCACCGUGUUCGGCGCCACGGGCGCUCAGGGCGGCAGCGUCGUCAACAUCUUCCUCAACGACGCCAAGCUCAGCAAGGAUUGGCAGGUCCGCGGCGUCACCCGCGAUGCCACCAAGGACUCGUCCAAGGCUCUCGCGGCCAAGGGCGUCGAGGUUGUCGCUGCCGACCUCGGUGACAAGGCUUCGCUGGCUGCCGCUGUCAAGGGCGCUUCGGCCGUCUUCGCCGUGACCAACUACUGGGACAAGAUGGACAAGGAGCUGGAGAUCCAGCAGGGCAAGAACAUUGCCGACGCGGCUCUGGAGGCUGGCGUCGAGCAUUUCAUCUUCAGCUCCCUCCUCGACGUCAACAAGCUAUCCAAGGGCGCCCUCCCCGACGUGUACCACUUUGACAGCAAGGCCGCCGUCGAAGAGUACAUCCGUACGACCUCCCUCCCCGCAACCUUCUUCCUCCCGGGCUUCUACAUGGCCAACCUCCCCGGGGGCAUGUUCCGCCAGACGCCCCCCGAUAACGCCUGGGGCCUCAGCCUCCCCGUGCCGGCCAGCGCGCCCAUCCCCUUGUUUGACGCAGCGACCGACACGGGCAAGUUUGUAAAGGGCAUCGUGCUGCACCGCGAAAAGGUGCUCGGCAAGCGGGUAUACGCGGCGACGAGCUACGUGACGGCGGGCGAGGCGGUCGAGACGUUCAAGAAGGUGUACCCGGAGGCGGGCAAGACGGCGCGGUUCAACGAGCUCACACACGAGCAGUUCAAGGGCGCGCUCAAGGGCCAGGGGAUGCCGGAUUUCGUGGCUGAGGAGAUGUUGCAGAACAUGAGGCUGCUCGACGAGUUUGGGUACUAUGGUGGGGAGAAGCUGGACGAGUCGCACGCGAUUGUUGAGGAUAAGUUGACGACGUGGGAGGAGCAUGUGAAGAAUGCCAAGGCCUUUUCUGGACUGUCCGACCCUCCAGCUUUCUCUUACCCGUGGCCCAUCCCCGACCCGAUCUUUCCCUCCCCUCUCUCCAACACGUCGCAAAACGUCGUUCAAAUCCUCAUUUUCACUGCAUCUCCCAUUGAGGUUGAUUUAUCCAAGGAAAACUUCUUCCUCGCGGGAAAAGUAAUUAUGGCUUCCCCUCCAAAGCCCUGGGAACGGGCCGGUGCUCCAACAACAGCUGCCUCAAUCACACCCAUGUCUGCCGCAUCUAUCGCGACCCCGACACCGGCCACAUCCCUCUCCGGUGGUACCCCGCCCGCCGUUCCCGAACGACCUGCCUCUCUCGCCUCCACGGUUGACCAAAACGCUGCCGCUUAUAGCAGAGCAGGCUUAGGUGCGGCUGCCAGUCCCUACGGCUCAUACGGCGGCGGUGCCUACUCUUCUCCCUACAGCAGCCCAUACUCAAGGAUGGGUUCCUACGGCGGCUACGGCGGUGGUAUGUACGGUGGUGGCAUGUAUGGAGGUGGCUACGGCGGUGGCAUGUAUGGUGGAGGCAUGUACGGCGGCGGUAUGGGCAUGGGCGGUAUGGGAGGCAUGGGAGGGCCCAACGACCCGAACAGCCUUACCAACAGAUUCAACAACAGCACGCAGGCGACAUUCCAAAUGUUGGAAGGCAUCGUUGGUGCCUUUGGAGGCUUUGCCCAGAUGUUGGAGAGCACAUACAUGGCCACACACUCAAGCUUCUUUGCAAUGGUGUCAGUAGCAGAGCAAUUCAGCAACCUUAGGGAUACCUUGGGCUCGAUACUCGGUAUCUUCACCUUGAUGCGUUGGAUCCGAACCCUCAUCGCCAAGAUCACCGGCCGCCCGCCUCCAGCCGACGCGACCGCGCUCACGCCAGCAGCCUUUGCCAAAUUCGAAGGCCGAUCGCCCAUCGGCCCCGACGGUGCUCCCCUGGGACCCCCCAAGGCUUCCCGCAAGCCGCUCUUCUUCUUCCUCCUUGCCGCCUUCGGUCUCCCGUACCUGAUGCGCAAGAUGAUCAACACCAUGGCUGCAUCUGCGGAAGAAGAGGAACGUCGCCGUAUGGCUCUGGCCGGCGCGCAACAGCCCUUGGACCCGUCCAAGCUUGAUUACUGCCGUCUCCUGUACGACUACGCUCCUCAGCCUGGCAACGCCGUCAAGGACGUUGACAUGGAAGUGCGCAAGGGCGACCUUGUCGCUGUUCUCUCCAAGAGCGAUCCUAUCGGUAACCCUAGCGAGUGGUGGAGGUGCCGCGCGCGUGAUGGCCGUACCGGCUACCUCCCCUCGACCUACCUCGAGGUGAUUAAGCGACCUGGUCAGCCUCUCGCUGCCAUCAAGGGUGCGCCCAGCGACAGCAGUCGAAGCAACUCGCUCACUGGCGCCGCUCCCGAAAAGGGACCGGAGAUCAAGACGAAGAUCGGAGACGUUUCGCCCGAGAGCUUCCAGAAGAGCGUGUUCUACAACUAA